This is a messenger RNA of Temnothorax curvispinosus, 1055 nucleotides long. RefSeq lists its product as uncharacterized. The record is from RefSeq and is a predicted model, not a curated record. The coding region runs from base 127 to 765 and encodes 212 amino acids. NCBI's taxonomy places the organism in Eukaryota, Metazoa, Arthropoda, Insecta, Hymenoptera, Formicidae. Gene Ontology annotation, cellular component: septate junction; membrane. The transcript is spliced from 2 exons. Gene Ontology annotation, biological process: regulation of tube size, open tracheal system; septate junction assembly.
GCAUCGCAUACUUUUGCGUCCCAGGCGAUUCGCACGGCGAUAUACACGUCGCGUUCGGCGGUCGCGAGGAGUUACGCUUCUCUCCCUGCUGUCCUUCGUUACGUCCGCGUGACGAUCGCGAGAGUGAUGGGGAAGACGAGGACGGGCAAGGCCGCCGUCGCGUGCACGGCGGUAGCGUUCGUUCUGGUGGUGAUCGCGUUCACCACACCCAACUGGCUGGAGACCGACGGGAAACUGGAUAAUCCGCAAUUCGUCAAGAUCGGUCUCUGGCAGGUGUGUUUCCAAGGGUUCCAGGAUCCGCGUCAUCUCUACGACACCAGAUUCUACGGCUGUUGGUGGGUGUUCGAGGAGGAGUAUUACAUCAUACACGACAUACUACUGCCCGAGUUCUUCGUCGCCACGCAGUUCUUCUUCACGCUGUGCCUGACCCUGUUGCUGAUAGGCACCUUCCUGACCAUUCUGUACACCUGUUGCUCGCGUCAUCACGACAAGUAUCAGCUGCUCCUGUGGGUGACCGGCGGCAAUUUGACUUUGGGAGGAGUGUGCGGCGUUAUAUCGGUGAUUAUAUUCGGCGCCAGGGGCGACGGACGGGAUUGGAUGCCGAAUUGGGAGCACAACGAUAUCAGCUGGUCCUUCGCCUUGGCCGUCGUGGGCAGCGUUACCCUGAUAGCCGCCGGUAUCCUGUUCCUGAUCGAAGGGCGCAGGCACAGGAAGAAGCAGGAACGAAUAUUGAACGAGGAACAGAAAACGCAUACGACCAUUUAGCACAUUUUUACAUCGUAAUUCCAACGCGCGGACAAUCGAACGCACGCGAUAUGCAUCGAAUGCUCGCAAAAGCGCAAAUUUUAUUCAUUGAAACGCGUGUCGCGAAUGAAUCUUUGAAGACUAAUAAUUUUAUAUUGUUACACAUCUACUCAUCGUAACAUUAUUACAUAGGAUCUGUCGAUAAUUAUCUAAGACAUAUGAAUAUUUUCAAUAGACUAUGCAUGGAGCCCUUCUACGAUUAUUCUUACGUUGACAAAAGUUUAUACAAAAUAUCUACUUUGAAAAGAAAC